CUAUUACACAGAGCUUAUAGUAAGAAGAAAUUGCGGUCCACACGGCGUCGUAUUGGACUGGACUCGGGAUAGAGCAAAACCAAAUCCAGUCCAAUAGAAAAGAGGAAAUAAUAAAAAAAAAGAGGUUAGGGCAUUGCUUCCAUUUCGCAUUCGCAAUUUUCAUUCACGUUCUCGUUCUCGUUCUCGUUUCUCGUUGAUUCAUUCUUUAGCGUGGUUGGUGAAGAUGGGGAAAAAUAUUAUUCCGGUGAAAUCUGUGGUGUAUGCUCUAUCUCCUUUCCAACAGAAAAUCAUGCCCGGUCUCUGGAAGGAUUUGCCUACCAAAAUUCAUCACAAAGUCUCCGAAAAUUGGAUCAGCGCCAUUCUCUUAGUUGCUCCCGUCGUCGGCACCUACUCGUAUGCUAUGCACUUCAAGGAACAAGAGAAGCUGCACCACAGGUACUGAGGUCAUGUGGGAAUGGAUUGGAUAAUCUUCAAGUUUGUUGUCGUUAAUCUUGUUUAGCCAGCCAAUAAUGUGACGUUGUUGAAACUAGCUUUUGCCCUUUGGUUGUGAUAUAUGAGCUUUAGCCGUUUCAGCUAUGAUGGAUUUUAUUGAUAGUUUUUGUCCUUUUUACUUAUCUACAUGUUACCAAAGAUAAUCAAUGUCCUAUCAAUAAUGUUAUAUUGAGUGCCAAAAUGAAUUGAUAUGUUAAACUCCAGAGUGGUAUGUGAUUUUAUUUAUUGUAACAAUCACUAUCAAAUUACAACCAUAUUUUGGUCAGUUUUACUCUUGUAACUCUAUUGAUAUUUAAGCCUAAGAAACAUUAAUUUUCUUGAAA
This is a messenger RNA of Cicer arietinum (chickpea), 815 nucleotides long. RefSeq names its product cytochrome b-c1 complex subunit 8-2, mitochondrial. Gene Ontology annotation, cellular component: respiratory chain complex III. The record is from RefSeq and is a predicted model, not a curated record. Gene Ontology annotation, biological process: mitochondrial electron transport, ubiquinol to cytochrome c. Lineage: Eukaryota; Viridiplantae; Streptophyta; Magnoliopsida; Fabales; Fabaceae.